This is a messenger RNA of Ilex paraguariensis (yerba mate), 1271 nucleotides long. The record is from the annotation of a GenBank genome assembly. NCBI's taxonomy places the organism in Eukaryota, Viridiplantae, Streptophyta, Magnoliopsida, Aquifoliales, Aquifoliaceae.
AUGUUUCUAGUUUGGAUAAGGUUAACAGAUUUUUCAAUGAAAUUAGGAAUGGAUCAAUAUGACUUGCAAAGUCAAAGAAAGGAGAUGAAGCAUAAAGGAAAAAACGUGGUAUGGUCUCAAGCAAUGGACAAGUGUCUGAUUGAAGCCCUUGCUAUCCAGGCUAGAAAUGGGAAUAAGAUUGAUAAAUGCUUCAAUGAAAAUGCGUAUACUGCUGCUUGUGUUGCUGUGAACACUCGUUUCAAUUUAUCUUUAAAUAAUCAGAAGGUUGUUAAUCGUCUCAAGACAAUAAAGAAAAGGUAUAAGAUAACAAGAGAUAUGCUAAGUCAAGAUGGGUUCACCUGGAAUCCAAAUACAAAUAUGAUCGAGUGUCACAAUGAGGAUCUUUGGAAGAGAUACAUUGCUGCACACCCUGAUGCGAGGGGAUUUCGAGGAAAGCAAAUAGAGAUGUACGAUGAAUUGAAAAUUGUCUGUGGAAAUUACCAAGUCCCUAGUCAUUGGGCUAGGAUGACUGGAAACAUGAAUGGUAACCGGGCAACUGAAAUUAAGAAAUAUGAAGAAGAUUCUGCUUCAUUUCCCUCACCAAGUUCACAAGACCCGAGUGACACAGAUGGAACAGAGACAGAGUCAUCUAACGGACAGCCAGAGUAUACUCAGAUGCCAGCUGGCAGUCAAGAGGUGCCUUUAGCCCAGCCUCUCAGACAAUUUCCCAAACGUUCUCGAGGCUCAGAGGUUCUUAAGGAUGCAAUUUUGACUGUGGCAUCAAGCAUUCGGCACCUGGCUGAUGCAAUUGAGCAAAGCAAGAACACAAUUGACACCCCCGCACUUCUGCAGUCUGUCAUGGAAAUUGAUGGCUUAGAAGAGGCUAGGCAGAUGUAUGCUUUUGAGUAUUUGAAUGCUGACCCCGUCAAAGCCAGAGCCUUCAUGGCAUACAACACCAGAAUGAGGAAAAUAUAUUUGUUUCGCCAAUUUUGGUGGUGGAACCGUGGAAGUGACUGCAAGGCCUCCUAGCAUUGGAUUUUGCAGACUUUUUCAGUAGAGUUCAAGUUGCUGUGCAAAAACUUGUUUGAUAGAUACUCAGCAUUCUUCCAGUUCUCAUGUUGGUGGAUGCUUAGAGCUGAUCUUCGCAUAUUGCUCGGAAGCAGGCACUGUAUAGGAAAAUUGUUGGAUCUUUUGCCUAAUUGUGAUGAGGACUAUUGGCAGUAGAUUUAUAAUUUCUGUCUACUUUCCAGAAUCCAAGUUUCUCCUCUCAAAUCUUUCUGCAUUUGACUUUA